AUGUUAGCAUCAUGGACUGGUGAUGUGGUAGGCGCAAUAUCGGUGUUCACGAUUGUUUUGAACGUUGGAUACGAUUCCAAAUCGUCCCCAUCAGACGCCCCAUCCGCAAUUCUUAUUAGCACUAAAAGCAAUACAGAUUUGUCAAAUUUUGACAAUGAGUUCACUCAAGAAGCGCCACUGCUAACGCCUAUUGAUCGGCUGUUCCUGAUGAACCUGGAUCAAUCGGAAUUCGAAGGAUUCACUUUUACAAAUCCUGAAUAUCAGCAAUAUUUCUGA
Molecule: messenger RNA, 276 nt
Organism: Gongylonema pulchrum
Lineage: Eukaryota; Metazoa; Nematoda; Chromadorea; Rhabditida; Gongylonematidae
Source: the annotation of a GenBank genome assembly